AACAUAUGUCGAGGCCCAUCGGCCUCGGACACCGUUUCGAAUGUCCCCUUCCCUCUCCUCUAAGGCUUCUUUGGUGGCUAUCUUUUUCCGCUACAAUUGAAACGCGACGCAACCUAUCUGCACUUGUGAGGCAUCUCCAUCUAACGCGCUCGAACUUAUCGAUUUCUCCUUGGGUUUCUCUGAAAACCGCAUGUAGCACCAGAGCGAAUGGAGCGACCCAGAAGGAGAGUAUUGGUUCUGAACUUUUUCAAUUCUCUCUUUCUUGGAAUCUUGUCUGUGCAAUUCUUGGGGUUUUGGUGAAAUGGGUAGGGGAGGGAUGAAGAAGAUGAGCUCUUGGUGGUGGAGCAGCUGGAGUUUAUGGAGCAAUUAGGGCUAAAUCUGUUGCUCCUCCUUUAAAUGUUUUGGUCAUUGAGAAAGGGAAAUUUCUUUCAGAGGUUAGGCUUUGUGAAUCUUUGGUUUUGUUCAUGUUUGUGUAAUAAUUCCCAAUACUAUUAUUUGUCUGCGGGUGAAGAUUUCCGGUGGUGGACGGUGCAAUGUGACCAAUGGGCAUUUCAAUGACAAUGUGUUCGUUGAUCACUCUUGCAGAGAAUUACCCUCUCCAAGGUAUUAAAGAGCUCAAAGGUUCUUUCUUCAACACAGAUGGUCCUGCUGAUUCCAUGUCCUGGUUUUCUGAGCAUGGAGUUCCCCUGAAGACUGAAGAAGAUGGGAGAGUAUUUCCCGUGAGCGAUAAUUCAUCUUCCAUAGUCGAUUGCCUCUUGUCUGAAGCAAGGGUUAGGGGAGUUCGCCUGGAGAGUCCGUUAGAGACGACGGAAAGUUCCUUCUCAAAGUUGAGAAUCGCGGAGCGGAUGCUCCUGAAUACGUUGAAGCGACCUAUCUUCUUGUUGCUACUGGAAGUAGCCAGCAGGGGUAAUUUGUCUGUCAGACCGAGAAUUCAUAUGAUUUUAGAGCUUGUAGAGUCCCUUUUGUUGUAAUUUUGCAUGAUAACUUUGAUGGGCUUGAUCUUGCCCUCAUGAUUUGGCUGAAACAGCAUGUGCUGUUGUUUUGCUCGAA
Tarenaya hassleriana is the source of this 1050-nucleotide messenger RNA. RefSeq lists its product as uncharacterized. NCBI's taxonomy places the organism in Eukaryota, Viridiplantae, Streptophyta, Magnoliopsida, Brassicales, Cleomaceae. The record is from RefSeq and is a predicted model, not a curated record. The transcript is spliced from 5 exons. The coding region runs from base 543 to 971 and encodes 142 amino acids.